Messenger RNA from Cavenderia fasciculata, 6696 nucleotides. Its product is annotated as U3 snoRNP protein. The coding region runs from base 1 to 6696 and encodes 2231 amino acids. Gene Ontology annotation, biological process: positive regulation of transcription by RNA polymerase I; maturation of SSU-rRNA from tricistronic rRNA transcript (SSU-rRNA, 5.8S rRNA, LSU-rRNA). Gene Ontology annotation, cellular component: small-subunit processome; 90S preribosome; t-UTP complex. NCBI's taxonomy places the organism in Eukaryota, Evosea, Eumycetozoa, Acytosteliales, Cavenderiaceae. Gene Ontology annotation, molecular function: snoRNA binding. The record is from RefSeq and is a predicted model, not a curated record. The transcript has 6 exons.
AUGGAUCAAGAUCAACAUUUACAAAAAUUACAAGAAAAGAGAAAGAAUAGAGAGACGAAUGGCAGAAAGGGAGCCAAGUUUGGACCAAAGAAACGGUCUGAACUCGAUCGUCAAUUAGAGGUUAUCAAAUACAAUGCACGUGUCAUUGGUAAUCUGAACAAACGUGAGACGGUAUUGUUUGGCGAUGCCAACACUGCAGGUACCGUAGACUAUGACUCUAUCUUGGAUCUCGGAAAGGAAGGUCUCAGAGAGUUGACUAAACUCGACUCUCGUUUCAAAUCGUUUGAAAAGAACCUCUUUGCCAACAGUUCACGUGACGAGAAUCGUAUGAUGAUGACAAAGGAUCAAACCAAGGUACUCGACGAGAGUAUCGACAGUUUCUUGCGUCUCCUCUCUGCCUACUACCUCUUGAUGCCAGCUCAACAAUGUCUCGAAUGGCUCAUUCGUCGUUACCGUAUCAACGAGUUUAACCUCGACCAACUUUUAAUGUGUACUCUUCCAUACCAUCAAUCAAAUGCUUUUGCUCAAUUAUUAAGUAUUUUACGUUAUGAGAGUGAUAAGAAAUGGAGAUUUUUAAUUGUAUUUAGACAUAACAAGGUUACUAUUACAAGAGAUUAUUUGGUUGGAUUGUUACACAAGAAUGCAUUCUUUUUGGAUUUGGUGUGUUCGACCAUUCUCAAAUACGAAAAAACCAACACUCUCAACAAGACAAUGAUUUCAUUCUUUACAGCUUUAAUGGUCGAUGCCGUUUCAGUUGGUACUUUGACCGAUCAAUUUAUUCGUACUGUUUUACCAUGUCUAAACUUUUCUCUUAAAAGUAAAAAUUUAGAUUUACAACUUGGAUCAUUUAUGAUUCUUAGUAAUAUUGCAUCAAAAGUUCAAUUUUCCAAAGAUGUUUUGGAGUUAUUAAUUCGUAAUACUUUACUUAACCAUAGUACAUCUAUUACUGCAUCAUUUACAUUUUUAUUGGUAUUAUUCCAAAGACAAAACUUUAAAUCAUUAUCAAAUUCAAACCUUGAAUUAUUAGUUUCAAUUCCAGCAUUAAAAGAAAUAAUGUUAGAUUUACAUUCACAAAACAAAUCAUUGGAUAGAAUGAUUACAUUGAUGGUAGUUUAUUUAUGUGAUUCAUUUGAUAUUAAUGAAAAUAGUAGAUCAUUGUUGGAAUUGUUUGUCAAGGAUUUACCAACAAGCGAAAAGAUUCAUCAAAUUAUUGUAUCUAGACUUUUGAAUAGAUAUAUUAAUAAUUUCCAAAAAAUAGAUUUACAAGACAACCAAAAUGAAAAUGAAACAACUGAAGAGAAAAAACAAUCGUCAACUGAUUCUUCUUCUGCUUCUGUUGAUUCGAUGGAAAUUGAUGUAGAAGAAAAGGAAUCUAAAAUGUCAGAGAUUAUUCAUUUUAUUGAACCAAGAUUGGUACAAGAGAUUAUCAACUCUACCCUUUCAACAAACAUGUCAAACCAACAACAAGACAAACAAAACCUUGUUUUAUCGUUCCAAGAAAAGGUGUUUGCCCAAAGAGUCGUAUCUUCUAGCUCGGCCACCACACUCUAUCUCAAGUUGCAAUCGCCAGUCAUUGAAAACCGUCUCUCUGGUCUUGCCAUUCUCAAGGAGCAGAUUGAAAAGGGUGCUUCCGAUGUCACCUCUUUUGCCAAUGUUCUUGGGGACCGUCUCUCUGACGAAGACGACAAUGUCACCUUGGCAGCCUGGGGUCUUCCCAACCUCGUCCAAUUGUUUGGAGGUAAUGGAAGUACCUUGGUCAACGCUGCCGGCGAGUGCUUUGCCAUGGGAUCUCUGUCCACCUCGACCAAGGUAUUUGUCCUCGACACUUUGAUCAAGAUCCAAAGCACCCAUCCAUUUGGCCAAGACACUUCCAACCGUCUCUGUCAAAUUCUUUUGGAAAACUUGGUGUUUGGUAACAAAAAGGAUCAAGAUGAAAUCAAGUUGCGUACCACCAUUCUCAAGUCAUUCAAUGAUAUUAAAGAAUGUUCACCUUAUUUCCGUAUCUCUUCCACUCCUACCUCACCCAUCACCAGUAACCUAUUACUCGUCAAAUCUCUAUCUGCCAACAUUACCAAGCAAUCAAGUAAUCAAGAUAACAUCCAAUUAUUCAAAUCCAUUUUCAUUCAAUCAUCUGAAAAUUAUCUUUCAAAUGAUAAAUUAAUUAUUCUCUUAUCAAUUUCAAAUUCAAUUUUUAAUUUAAAGAGCAAAGAGGAAAAGAUUGAAUUUACAAAUAUUAUAAUUGAAUUUUUAAAGAUUUAUUUAAAGGAAUGUUUGGAAGAUUGUAAUACUGAUGGUAUUAUUGAAAAUGAUAUUACAUUGGAACAAAUUUGUAAUGAAAUGACAUUGUAUGAAGAGGAACAACAAGACAAUGAUUACUAUGUCCACGCAUUGUUUUAUUGUAUCGAUGUUGUGAUUAACAGUUUUACACCAAUCGAAUCGUCGGAAUUGUUUAUCAAGGAGCUUCAAAACUUGAAUGCUGGCAUGUCAUUUACCAGUGCCACCACCAAAUCAAAUAAUGUUACCAAUCAUCUCAUCCAUAUCCUCAUUUCAUUAUUUAAUUUAUUGUUCGAAUCAAUGACAACUCUAACUCAACACUCUGAUAAUUUAGAAUCUUUCCUUCAACAAAUUAUCAAACGUUAUUUACCAAAUCAUAUUGUUUUAUUAAAAUUCUUAUCAAUCUUUUGGUCUGAUAAAUUAUUUAAUUCAACAAUUCAAGAAACAGCAUUAUCAUUAUGUAAUUGUUUCCUUGAAUCAAAAUCAUUUAAGAAAUAUUCAAUGAAUCAAUCGAUUUUAUGUUUAUUCCUUUUACCAUUGGUAUCAAGUCAUAGAAAUGUUAGAGAAGCUGCUGGACAAUGCAUAAAGUCUAUUGAAAAGAGUGUUAAUAACGCUGCCAACAAUACUCCCCAACAAACAUCGGUCGUUACAUUGUUUGAGGAGGAGAAAUCACUUUUAUUAAUGUCUGGUAAACUUUAUGGAAAUUUACUUGGUACAUUGGUAGAUUAUAUGAAUGAAUUGGUUAUGGAUAAUACUUUCAUGUGUACAUUGGUACCAAGUAUUAUCAUGUCUACUGACAAUAGUGAAUUGACCAAGGAACAAAGUGACUCUGUUUGCUCGUAUCUCAUCACUGUUCCAUUGCUCUAUGAAAACAAUGCCAAUCGUUCGGCUCUUUGGAGUGCAUUGUCUACCAUCAAUGAUCCAAUCUUCUUGUCGACCCUCUCAACCUACACUCACAGUCUCCUCAAACUCUACGAACAAGAAAACCUCACCUCUGAACAAUCGUCCAUUUUGAAUGUACUCUUGCUUCAAUUGGUUCAAGACUAUUCAUUGGAAUCUAAAAAGAAUAAUCAUCUUGCUCUUCUUUACAAGGUUUUGUCUUAUUCCAAUGGUAUUACUCUGGUUGGUGCAACCGACAAUCAAAAGUACCGUAUUCUCGAUAUUGUAUUACCAAGAUUGACAUCGACACUACUCAACGCCCUCCCAACCAAGGAGCAAACCAAGAUUGUCGAGGCUGUAUUGGACCUUUUACACUCGAGUACCGAUAUUGAGUGCAGACAAUUGGCAGCCGAAUCAUUGCAUUCUAUCAUGAUUGAUAGUACUUGCAUCCUCACCAUUCUCUCCAACAUUCAAGUUUCUCAAACUUCUAUCCCACGUAUCACAGCCAUCAUGGAAACCAUCAAAGAGAAUGCAUCAUCGAUUAAAAAGAUUGCAGUCUUGUUGAAACCAACUCUUUCCAUUCUCAAACAAUUGAAUCAAGUCAAGUCAAUUGGCGCCGCAUCGACCGAAUAUUGUAAACAAGUUUUAAUUACAACUAUCUUGUCCAUCUCUGAAUCAUUCUUUAAGAGUGAUAUUGAAUUGUUCUCGGAGCUGUUUGACAUUUCAAUUAUUCUAAAGUGUGUAGAGUCGUCUGGUGACUUGCAAACACGUAAUUGUGCGUUGGCCCUUUUGAGCCGUGUCGCUCAUCACGCACCCAAACACUUGUUUGAAGAGUUUGGCAAUAUUUUAGAGAUGAUCAAGUCGGCCUUGGUCAAGCAAGACGCACCCACCUUUAGAAUCCUCUGCGGGUUCCUUGGCGGUGUCGUCCCAUCGAUUGUCAACAACAAAGACUUGUCAUCGUCGAGCAAGAUCAACAUCAACUCUAUUUUCGGUCUCUUUUUGGAACACUUUAAACAAAUUUCCAACGACUAUUGCGUACCACUGUUCUUGACCAUGAUCCAAAGUAUCGAUUAUCAAAAGUUGGAUCUCCUAUUUGUUCAAAUGUUGGUCAAGCGUAUCAACCUCUUGCGCACCAUCAACGAGGUUGAAUCCAAGCCCAAGACAGCUGCCGACCUUGAAAAGGAAAAGCAAAUGGAAAAGGAGCAGUUGGGAGACUACAUCCAACAGGCCAACCCAACCUCUUCACAACAACAACAACUCGAAUCAUUCAACAAGUUUAUCGAACAACUUUGUGAUUGCAUCCCAGCCGCCAAGAUUUCCCGUGCCCUUUCCGUCUUGGCCAAGAUCUCUAGUCUCAUCUCUCUUGAAAAGGCCGAGUUUAUCGAAGACAAUAACGAUCUUGGUUUCAAUGACAAGGAGGUCAUCUCUUUACUCCACUCUAAAAAGGAUAACCGUUUGUUGCAAACUAUGAUUUUAGAGUUUAUCGAAGAACGUUUGUCAAGCAACAGUUACCUCGAAAACUUGACCUUUAAAUCAAACAAACAAGAAAAGGAACAAAUUGAACAAUGCUACCUUAAAUCAUUUGCCAAUUUACUCAUUCUUUUACGUCAAACUACAGAGUUUUCAGAACGUAUCAAAUCGACAACCGACCAAUCAUCCAAAGGAAAGGAGAAAUUCCUUAAAAAGAUUCUUGCAUCAAUUCACAAAUGUAUGGACAAGUUGAAUCAAUUAAUGUCGGUUGAUGGAUUUGUUGAUACCGUCUCAGAGUUGCUUAAUCAUGCUGACCCACAAGUACGUCGUCGUUCACUUGUCAUUUUCAACGACAAGAUUACUGCUCUCAAGAGUCAAUUGAGUGCCGAGCAAAUUGUCCGUUUCCUCUCACUCUUGGAUAGUUUCUCAAAGGUCAUCGAGUCGAGUCAAGAAACCGAUACCAACAAGCAAACUGCACUUCUCAGCUUUGAGAUUUUAGCACGAAACUUUGCCCAAACUCACAGUGCCACCUUUUUACAACAAAUGCCCAUUAUUAUCCGUGCCAUUGGACAUGCCAACCAUCAAGUCGUUUCCAGUUCACUCAUUUGUGUUGCCACCUUGUGUGCUGAACUUCAAGCCAAGAUUGUCCCAUACAUUCCACAAUUCUUCCCAGUCUUGCUAUCUACAUUGACUGGCAGUUAUGCAUCAAGUGUUGAUAGUGAAACAAGAGCCCUCCUCCAACUCUCUUGUGUCUCUUCGAUUGAAAUGAUGCUCAAAAAGAUUAGCAAGUUUUUGUCACCAUAUCUCCCCAAGUUGCUCAAUGCACUCUUGCAUCCACGUCUUACACUUGGUGCCUCGUCCAAGCUCAUGUCACAAGUACGUCGUGUCCUUUCACUCAUUACCCGUAAUAUCGAGUUCCGUCUUUUGUUGCCAGCCAUGACAUCAGCCUAUGAGUUUGCCGUCGUCUCUGAGAAUGAUUCCUCUAUCAUUUGUCUCUUUGACUUUGUCGGUGAAAUCUCGGCCAAUCUCUCGCCCAAGGACGUCGGUCUCCACCACCGCUCCAUCUUCAAGUUUUACCUCCAAGGUUUUGAGUUUAGACGUCGUUACCAAGCCAAGGUCUCCAACAUUGACCUCAUCGAAGAACACAUCAUCAGCAGCUUUAUGACUUUGGUUCUCAAACUCAACGAAAACCUUUUCAAACCAAUCUUUUUAAAGACUAUUGAAUGGGGUAUUGGUCAAUUACAACAACAACAAAAUCAACAACAAACAACAAAAAAGACCACGAAUCAACAAUCAACAAAACAAAAAGAAUCAUCGGACAGUGCUGCUGUCGAUUUGGAUAAUGUUAUAUUCUUUUAUAAAUUGAUGAAUUCUUUGGUAACCAAUUUGAAAACAAUCUUUGUACCAUACAUGGCAUACUUUUUGGAUAAUUCAGUCUAUCAUUUGACAGAGUUGAUUGUCACUACACCUACCUCUACUGCUGUAGACGCUCAAUCUGGUAGCAAACGUAAGAAGGGAUCUGGAUUGGUUGCCAACAAAUCAUCGGCUCAAGAAAGUACUCAAGAAAAGCUUCUAUGCCUCGUCACAUCUACCCUCCAAAAAUGCAUGUUUUAUGAUCGUGACCGUUUCAUUGACAAGCAACGUUUUGAAGUAUUGAUGCCUGCCCUCGUCGGUCAACUCGAAAAUCAAAUGGGAUCCAAUGGUGGCAAUGCCCCAUUGACCGCCGAUCAACUCGACACUUUUGCCAAACGUAUCGAAAACUAUCUCGCUCCAUGUAUCACUCAAUUGGCUGUCACUAUCAACCAAGAUCUCCUCUGGAAACCAUUAAACCAUGCCGUUCUCCUCAAGACUCGUUCCCCUUUUGCCAACGUUCGUUAUGGUGCCCUCCAAGUACUCGACACUCUCCACAAACGUAUGGGUGACAGAUUAUUGGUCUUUUUACCAGAAACCAUACCCUUUAUCUCUGAACUUUUGGAUGACUCGGUACCACAAGUAGAAAAAAUGACUCAACGUUUUAUUAAAACAAUUGAAACUCAUCUUGGUAGUGAAGAAUCAAUUAGUUCUUAUUUAUAA